Mercenaria mercenaria is the source of this 16312-nucleotide messenger RNA. RefSeq lists its product as uncharacterized. Lineage: Eukaryota; Metazoa; Mollusca; Bivalvia; Venerida; Veneridae. Gene Ontology annotation, molecular function: lipid carrier activity; calcium ion binding. The transcript is spliced from 50 exons. The record is from RefSeq and is a predicted model, not a curated record. Gene Ontology annotation, biological process: lipid transport. Bases 142 to 15246 code for a protein of 5034 amino acids.
GAAUUUUAAGCGUCGAUCAAUUCCUUUUAAGUUAUUCUACACUGAGCUCUUGAUGAGUUCGGACAGUUUCGCAACUCUAGGCACAAUGUGAUUUUAGGAAAGGGUAGGCAUAACAACAUAGAAAAAUCAAAGACUCCAAAGAUGGCGCUUCUGCCGUUGUUGCUAAUUCUGGCAAAUAUCUGCAGUGGACAAGCUCUGUAUUUUGAGGAUGGAUAUGAUCACCAUUACACCUAUUCCUCGGUGUCGGAUAUUCUAGGGAUGCACAAUGUUACAACCAUUAUUAAGUUCCGCAUUAGAUCUGUGAAUGAGACGAACAGCGGAGAGUCUCUCAACCAAUUAAUGGUGGACAGUUUUGUGCAACACUCGGAAAAAGGCUACGUCGUGGAUAAUCCAAAUCAUUGGCAGUUUAGUCACAAAUUCUUCUUUACGGUUGGAAAUGAUGGACUCGUGACCUUCGUGCACUUCCAUCCUGAAGAGAAAAAUGAAAUUCUGACAAUGAAAAAAGUCCUGGCAAGCACCUUAUCUGUCAAAGUACAGAUUGAGACCGGAAGUAGCUGGCGAUUCACAUCAAAUGAAGAAGAUCAUACAGGUCAUUUGGAACACGAGUAUGAAGUCUCCCGGCACACAGAUGGUAUAACAUUCGUGCGCAAACAUCAGAGUUCAAAAGAUGUCCACAGACUGCAUAAUAAGACAAUACAACUUGACCUGAAAGGCACGCCGGUGUACGUUGAUUCCGUAGAUAACAUAACUCUGCGGCAUACCCCGUCUAAAGUCUCCAGAAAAUCAAUGGAUGGGUUUCAGGAAAUAGAAGAUGAACAGUCUGGAGAAUUUCCGAAGAUUGGUUCUAUAUCAAGAAGUAAAGUGAAAAUGACAUCUAAAAGGAAGCAUAAUGAGUGGACAACACACAGCCUUUCGAACAUGCAAAAGGAUACACUGACUGUGAGAGAGAAACCCCGAGAGAAAGUGUCACUCAAAAAAGUUGAGAAAGAAAUAUAUCGUUAUCUGGCCUGUGUACAUUCCAUACAAAACAAAUAUGACAGAAACAGGACUGAAUGUGUACAUAACCUAAGACAGCUAAUAUAUUCACUGAAAAAAGAAGACUUUCUGCAAUUAGGCAACGACGUCCUGACACGUCAAUGCGAAGGGAACGAUGUCUUAUGCAACGAUGAAAGAAAUCUAUUCAUAGAUAUUAUAGCGCGCGAAGGAAGUGCAGAAGCUCAGCUGUUAGUACUUGAUUUAGUUAUGAGAAGUCCCAAUGUUACUGAAGACGACUUAAGAAGAUGCUUGUUCCACGCUAUUGCCAUACCUACACCAGAACUGGAAAUAGUACAGCAUAUUGAACACCUUUGCUUGGAUGAAGAUGCCAAACCAGGAGAAACCCCAACCCUGACAAAGACGAGAAAAAGAGCAUGUCUGUCACUGGGAGCCAUGGCUAAAUCUCUACAUGAUAAGAACGUAACAGAGUCUGACAGAAUUGUUGAGAAACUUGAAACUUGGCUGGACCAUCACAAUGAAACAAGAUCAAUGAAUAUCGUGAAACCGCGGGAGAGAAGAUCAAUCAUUCAGCAUGAUAUGCCAGCCCGGAAGCACAUCGAAACCAAAAUGGUACUUAUACAGAGUCUUGGUAACGCUGGAAAGCAGAGAUCAUUAAAGCACAUCAAGUCCUAUAUGGAACCAAAUGUUGGUGUCACUGCAUGGCGUAGAGCAGCUAUACACAGUCUGAGGCACUUCUCUUGUAACGAGAGUGCGCAUGCUCUUUUGACAAGUGCGGUGCAUGAUGGUGAUGAUAUUGUAAGGAAAACAGCAACAAGUGUUCUCAAGAAGCACCCAAAAAGUGACAAUUUUACAGUGGAGCAUGAAAACGUAGUUUUAAGCAAGAAUUACAGUUACCCUAUUGUUUCCCGUGUACGAAGAAGCUUGCUGCAGACUUUGGAGCAGGGCAUCCAAGUGCUUAUCAAGCCUCCUGGAAUAGAAUGGGAUAAAACAAUCGGAACAGAAAAUAUUGGAGCCAGUUUUGGUCUUCAUAUACGUAAUAUCCUAGACCUGAAACUAGCACUGCUAAGCGGUCAUUUUAUGGUAGAUGUUUACGAUGGGGCGUAUGCAGAAGCCCAUGUUGGAAUGAUCAACUUUCAAGUAGAUAUUGUCAAGGCAUAUGUCUGCUUCAAAGGCCGUAUUGCAUAUGAUCUUAAUGUUUUAAAGGACUUCGGAAUAAACAGCCUGUCAGACUUGGUGCAUAUCUACGACAAAAUUGUUGCCAAAAUAGUUACACCUAUAACAGAUGCUGUGAAAGCUUUCCGGGACAUCAUCAUGUUGUUUAAGGGGCGAAGUCUUACGGAUAUCGUGAACACUAUCGUACAAACGGUGAAGAAUCUACCCACUAUACUAGGCGAUGUUGCAAAAAGGCUAUGGGAGUUUGUCCAGGAAAUAUUUAGCAUUGCGGGCUCCACCAUCCUCGAAGAAAUCAAGAUCAUCAUUCAAAACGUCCGUAAUUUCGUAGAUGGUGUCAAACAGGACGUUUUGAAAUUCUACAAUGAUAUAGUGGACGCUGUAACAAUGGGGCUACCAUACAUUUCGAAGAAAAUUGUUGAUGCAUUUAACCUUAUAGUAAGCUCCCUUGCACAGCUACUAAACAAUCCCAUGCAGGCAAUUACAUCAAUGUCAAGGGGAAUAUCGAACAUAAAGAUGGCUAUCACAAUGGCUGUAGACGUGAAAAAUAAAGUGAUUGAUGCCUGCAUGUUCCUGAAAGGUCGAGCAGUUGAAUGGCUGAACACAGCUAAGCAAAUACCCAGUAUACUUAAACGUCUAGGUGAAGCUUUAAAGAAACUCAUUAAGUCAAUCACAGGCCGGAAACGUCGUGAUCUAGAAUCAGAAAUGACUACUGCCCUUAGUGAUGGUGUCGGAGACAUGAAAAACUCCUUGCAUAACCUUGAAAGCGAUUUAAGAGCAAAAUGGGACAAAGUUUUGGAACCUCUUAAGCCUCUGAUAGAUAUUGUGCAACCAUUUGUUGAUGAAUUCAAAGCAAUUAUGGAUCUAAUAAAAGGAGUGAAAUGGAGUUACAAGAAAGUGAAAGAAGUCAUCGAAACCAGCAAGUCCCUCGUUCAGAAGGUAUUUGGGCCAAAAUUUCACCGAAGUUUUCCGACAGAAAGGCGUAAAGGGAAAGGAGGCUGCAAAGAUGGCGUGUGGCCAACAACAACUCAGGAUACGUACCAGACAACAGGUGUUGAUUUGGCACUUGGCAAGGGCCAAUCGAUUGUGAUGCCAGUAAACGGAAUCUUGCAUGUUGAGGCAGAUAAAAAUAGAGUGGUCGUUCAACCGAUAGAUCCUGAAUUUAUAAUAUUAGAGGUUAUCAUUGAAAAUAUAAAUCCGGAACUAAAGUUUAAUGGGAAACAAGUAAAGGCCGGAGACAAAAUCGGACGAGCAACAAAGGCGCCAAAAUGCGAGCCAAACUAUAUCCACGUGUCGGUACGACAGGCAAGGAAUGAAACAGUCCCGGAUGCUGAUUAUGAUUACACUGAUCCAGGACCAUUUUUAGACAGAUUGGUUCCCAUUCCGAAGUGGAUACAAGAAUGCAACGAUCACGAGUUUAGGUACAUUGGACAAACCUUUGAAUCGGGUGAGACGGACGAGGAAGAAGAGCCUGACUCAAAGGAAGAAACAGUAGAGAGAGACAAACCUGAUUUUGAUGAACUAGAUGAUAUGUUAGGGGAUGAAGAUCCUGCAUAUCGUCCGGAUGAUCCCUCACUAUAUGAUCCUGAAUCUUUUGGAGACAGUCUGAAAAAGAGCUUGCAGGAACAGACUAAGAAGUUUGCUGAUUUCUUUAAAACUGCUUUAUUUGGCAAAGGCGGGCCAAAAGUUCCGAACAUUUUGGACAUCGUAAAUGUGAAUAACAAGACUGUUACUUGGGUAUUUGGAAGUCUGACGGGGGGCAAACAACUAUACAAAGAUUUCAGCGAACUAGUUGACAAACUUCGUUGUGCGAUGGUGGCUACCCCAGUGGGGAAUCCAGCUACAAUGUCUUUGUCUUUUAUCAAGAAAUUCAUGAAACUUCAUGGAGUUGCGACCUCUUCUAAAGGCGGAGAUAUAAGCAACGUAGCAGACAGCCUCAUGGCAACGGCAGGAAAAAUGUGUCCAAAUUUCAAAGACAGGAUUGCUGCCGGUUUUGGUCAUGUUUGCACUGUGCAUGAUAAAUGUUGCCUAGGUAUCACGUGCAGUGUACCAGUUCCACUUGGCGCAAAAACAAAACACAUGGAGUUCAGUGUCAGUGUUGACCCUGGAAAUGCAAAAAUACAAUUUAAAGUUAAUGGGAUAUCAGUUGAAUUUGGGGUUGAUGGAGUGGACGAGGAGUACAACACUGGCAUCAAACUAUUCGGCAUGAAAGUGUACAUUGUCGCAAAUGCUAAGUUAAAGAAUAGCAUCAUCUCCCUUACUGCUGAAGUUAAACUCUGCACGGGACUUUUUGCCACCUGUCUUCCACCUAUAGAGUUGUUUCAUAAUAUGAAAUUUGAUGUAGGAAUAUCGUGUCAACACAAACGAUCUGAUAGUACCUGCUCUAUAUCAAACAAGGCACAAAUUCUCGAGAUGACAAUACCUACUUUUGUAGCACAGCUUGGGGAAUAUCAGUUGUUAGACCACAAGGUUACAAAAGUUCUCGAAGAUGUCAGAGAGACAGUUGUGAAAGAGCUAAUGAAAGAGCUUGUAGAGAAGUUGGGCGCGAUUGAAAAGGAGUUCAAAAACAAAGUUGAUUUCUGCGUCAGUGCCAACAUUCCUGUACCUCCAUUUGAUAUAAUUUUCUUCGACGUGAGGCAGCAUUUUAUGGUCGGGCCUGUUCCACUAUCAUUAGGGUUUGGUGCUGGUGGAAGUGUAGGUAUGGGUGUAAAAGUUGGUCUUUGCGUACUCAGCAUGACAACACAGUUGACAUUGACACCAUGGGUAGGAGGUAAAGUUUGGGGCGAUGCCGCAAUUGAUAUUUUUAUCGCCAGGGGAGGAAUCCGGUUGAUUGGAUACUUAAUGGAAACCAAAUUUCCUAUGACUACUGAACUUGUUUUUUCCAAAUAUCCAAUUGAUGUAGGAGCAAAGAUGGAUAUGGUACUAACACCGCUUCGUCUUCAACUGAAAGCUUUCGCAGAACUGAACCUUUUCUUCACGCGUGUAACAGUGUUUGAAGGCUUAAUAUGGCAGUAUGCAGUUCCGACAAUUCGCAAAAAUAUAUUUCAUAAGAAGAAACGCGACGAUGAUCCCUCUCCUCCGGCAGUUUUACCGGCUACAAUAAACGAACGAAGGAAAAGGUCCGGAACUAGAGGUUGUAUCGUCCAGCAGAUUUCCGGAAGACCGUACUAUGAUCCGGCAUUUAGACUUGAAAUGCACGCACAAGAUGAGGUCAGCGAGGUCAAAUUAUUCUAUGCAAUAGGAACACAUCGUGGUGGUACAAACGUUGUUGAUUGGACCGACAUGGGCGGUAAUUCCCUUAUGGUACCAUCAAAACUUCCUGGAGGCAUUCCUCUAUACUGGUCUGUGAAAGCGAAGAACAGUCAAGGUUUAGAAUCAAUAAGUCAAUGUUCGCUUGACACUUACGACAGCACUCUGCCAGACGGAAGAGUGGAACAUUCUUACACGUUUUCCAGUCACCCGAAUAAGAUAAUUGCAUCUGUUAUAGCCUUUGAAGACAGUCCUUUAGUUGAAACUCAUUACAAAGCUGUAGGAUUUAGUCCUGGUCAAUUUGGGUCUCAAUUUGUUGACUGGCAGGUGCUGCGACUUGACCAUUCUACGACAAGAGAAGGUGCGCCAGGUGCGUUAAAGCAUUUCACCAUACCGAGGGAAGGAAAAUUAGUCGCCUGGAUUCUGCAGUCACAGAAAACUCCUAACGCAGGGGUAUGUGCACAGAGAUGCAUUGACUAUGGGUCUAACUGCGUGUCAUUCGACUACGAACAUCACUCGGAGACAUGCGACUUCCAUGAUGUUGUGCAAGGUGCUAAUGCCUAUCUACGUAUAAGUGGGACUUAUAGCAACUACGAAAGGCUUGGCAGUGGAUACCAUACUCCAACAGAAUAUUCCGACCUACCGCUAACACAUGGAUCAACUUAUUUUGUAAAUGCAAAAGUAAGAAACGUUUUAGGCUAUGAUGCAUAUCUUCUUGGAGAGGGUACAAUGGUAGACUUUACUCCACCGGAACCUGGUACUAUAAAGAAUGCACGUAAAGAUAUUCUGCAGGCAGACAAAUGCACUGCCGCUGUCACCCAACAAUGCAUAGAUGUCACUUGGAAAGAUAAUCACAGAAUAAUCAUAGAUGGACCAGGAUCUGGCACAGUUUUUAAUGGACAUGAACCAUUGUUUGACGAGCUUUACACGCUGACGAACCAUUAUGUUUCUGCCAACUGGAAAGGUUUCCAUGACGAUGAGAGCGGACUCUGGGGCUUUACAUGGGCUGUUGGCCGAGAUGUUUGUGGUACUGAUGUAGUUCCAUACAAAGACCCUUAUGCACAUCUGACCAGUAAGAAAUUUUGGACAGAUUCCGGAUUCCAAAAGGGCAUUCAUCUCACAGAUGGUCCAUACUAUGUAACAGUCCAGGCAUUAAAUGGUGCAGAACUUGGCGGAUCACUUGUCACCACUGUAUGUCAUUCCACACCUUUUGUCGUCGAUACUACUCCACCUGUCUUCAAUGGUGUAACAGAUAUCAUAUAUGACGAAGACUUUGAUCUAAUUGCUAUCUAUUACAAUGCAACGGAUCAUCUUUCAAAGAUUGCUGAUGCUGAAUUCGGACUCGGCAAAACAAAAUAUGAUGUUCAGUUGAAGCCAUACAGCCUUCAUGCAUCUAUGGAUAGGGAUGAUCCUUUUGUCGCAGUAGAAGAACUUGGUUUACAAGAAGGCAUCCCUGCUUGGAUUCGUAUUCGAGUAACGAAUAACGUUGAACUAUUUACGGCUGGACACGGUGAUGAGCCAAUAUUAAUUGACAAGUCUCCUCCAAUAGCUGGACAUGUUUUAGAUGGUGAUAGGCUUCGCAAGGACCGCGCAUUCCAGGCCGAUGAUGACAAAAUAUGUGCACAGUGGGUUGAAUUUUUCGACCCAGAGUCUGGAUUGGACAGGUUUUUAUGGGGAGUAGGAACUAAGGCUGGUGAAGACAAUGUUGUCAAGUUCCAUAAUCUUACAAGAUAUGAGAAAUCAUCAUGUGCACCGGCAACAUUGGCACAUAACCGAAUGUACUACUCUACAGUUUUUGCCUAUAAUAAUGCUCUGAAUUCGAAGUCAACCAAUAGCUCCUCAGAUGGAGUGCUCGUCGACGUCACCCCUCCAAUUUCUGGUCACGUAAAAGAUGGCAAGAAGAAUGAAGGCGAACUCAGUUUCAGUUCGGAAACAGUAUCCAAAUUUGCUAACUGGGAUGGAUAUUAUGACCCAGAAAGUGGUAUAGAUCACUACAAGGUCGACGUAGUCAUAAACAAUGAAGAAAAGGGAACUUUUGAAGCCGGAAAGCAAUCGGAAUUUGAAGACCAUACAAUAUCGAUGGAACAUCAAGAUCAAGUUGUGUUUACUGUCUAUGGAGUAAACGGCGCUGAUCUGGAGAAUGCGUCGAACAGCAAUGGAUUCAUGGUAGAUUUGACGACUCCAGUUUUAAGAGAUAUCUCUGAUAAUAACAAAAAGUUGACAUACCAGAGCGACAAUACAAAGAUGGAUCUUACGUAUGAAUUUGAAGACCCUGAAUCUGGCAUUAAAGAGUAUAGAAUUAUAAUUUAUGAAACCAAAUAUGGCGUGAAACAGAAAUUCUGGCCGAGGGACAGUCACUAUAACAUUUCUCAACCACCCACGCCGUUCUUCACAAAAAUAACCACACUUUUAAAUGGAUUGUCAAUGACAGAUGGUGCUCAGUAUUCACUUCACGUGACGGCAUUGAAUAGAGCUCUUUUGGCGUCCUCGCACGAGACUAGUGGUGUAACAGUUGACACAACGGAACCUCAACCACCAAAAGUUCAUAUCGGACUUUUUAAAGACGAAGAAGAAUUGGACGAGGACGGAAACAUUUUACAUGAUGAUCAGAAUGGAAUCCGUAUCAGCUGGUCCGGACGAGACUCUGAAAGUGGUAUUAUAAAUUACCGUAUUGCCAUAGGAACCACCGAUGCGCCGUAUAGUAUCCUUAAUUUCACUGAUUACGGAAAAGACGUAACUGCUUACAUACAAAAUAUUCAUUUCGAAACAACGAGUGCAUCGGGUAUCAGAUACGUAGUAACUAUAAUCGCAGUAAAUGGAGCAGGCCUACAGUCCAAAGAAGGAAAAUCAAAACCAAUCUUCGUUCAGAAAGCUAAUGUUCCUGGUAUUGUUUUCGAUGGUAGAAAUUUAUAUGUAGACGAGAUGUACACCACCGAUUAUACGUCGAUUGCUGCAUCAUUCUAUGGGUUUGAAAGUGAAAGCUGUAACAUCAUUAGCUACGACUGGGCAAUCGGCACUACUGAAUACGGGACAGACAUUCAGACUUAUACAAACUAUGGCCUUGUGAUGUUGAACGAAACGCAUGGUCAGUGCCAGAUUCAUAUAGAGCUGUUUGAAGAUACAACAUACUACAUUACAAUCCGAGCCGUGACUGGAUGCCGAGAUGAAUAUAUAUUGUCAUCGUCCGACGGCAUCACGCUCGACAGAAUACCACCGGAAGUUACAUAUGAAAUAGAAGACUCGAAUGACACUAGCAUUAUUAAUGUUAACGAUGUUAUUUACCAGGGUUCUGCUGACACGCUUUCAGUUUCCUCUAAUGUAACAGACAAAAAUUCUGUUGCCUCAGUUCAAUGGGCUUUAGGAUCACUGCCACUUUUAGAUGACCGUCACCCGUAUACAGAAGAUUUUUCCGAUUUAACAAGCGUUGUGACACUCACUCCAGGACAAGCUACCUUCAUUACAACAAACACUUCGGACAAAGCUGGAAAUGUUAAUAUUACGUCAUCUUUCGCUAUAAUUGCUGAUUCAACAGCACCGCUGAUAAGAAACUUCGACUGUACAAAAUAUAUGUCUUCUCGGAAAAGCCUCCUUACCUGCACAUGGGAUACAGUAGAAGAGUAUGAAAGCUUGGUUGACAAAGUUAUUAUUUCCAUUGGAUCUAACAGUACUUCAUCUGAUAUUUUAGACAAGUAUGUUGUCCCAAGAAUGUUCAGAUCAUUCAGCAGAGAUCUGAAUAACCACAUUGAUAGUAUACAAAACAUGACAUCCAUGUUUGUAAAUGUUAGAAUCGAAAAUGUCAUCGGGCACCUGAAAACGUAUGGGAGGGAAGUUGUUGUUGAUAGAUCAGUUCCGGCAACACAACAACUUGCUGUCGUGACAAAUAUUGGAACAGGAAACGUAACAGAACAUCAAAGGUGCCAGCUUCCACGAGCGUUUGCAGAGCUGCACCCCUAUGGUAUCGUCGACGAAGAAUCUGGAAUUGACCAUGAAAGAUUUGAGGUUGCUAUUGGUUAUACACCGUAUGGGACUAAUAUCCUUGAAUAUACACCAGUAAAGCUUGAGGCCAACGGUAUUAUCUUUGUUGAUGGAUUUAGCUUACAUGAUGGAGCAAUAUUUCACGCUACAUUGCGAGUAUACAACCAUGCUGGAUUGAAAAUGGAAGUCACUUCUGACAGUGUUGUAAUAAGUCAGUCUCCAGUUCUAUCAGUCAGCGAUGGAGACCAGGAGAAUGACAUAGACUAUCAGUCCGUACCAAAUCUCAUUCAAGGGAAAUGGAUAUAUUCCGAUCUCUGCCCUGUCAAGGAAGCGUCCUGGUCAGUAAGUGAUCUUACUGGAAAAGUGCUAUUUGACUUCCAGCCAAUUCCAUCGGCAGCGAAGUUAUUUUACAACGACGAGGUGGCAUUGGAGAAUGGAAUGAAGUAUAUAGCUACAGUUAAAACUGUAGAUUUCCUCGGCCGAACUAAAAUUGCGAGAUCAGACGGUGUCUCCGUUCGAAUACAACCACCACUACCUGGACUGGUCAGAGAUGGUCUUCAAGAAGAUUUGAAUUAUCAGUUCAGUACAUCGGAAUUAUCUGCCAACUGGGAUAAUUUUGGCGAUGGCUCAAACGAUCCUACCCAAUCCAUACACCAUUAUGAAGUAGCCAUUGGAAACGACAGGCGUUAUGCAAAAACGCGAUCCAACAUACAUUUUUUCGUCGACGUUGGUCUUAAUACUUCCUUUACUUUCAAAAAUCUAAACUUAACAUCAAAAUUAGUGAAAUUUUACAUAACAGUGCGUUCAUACAGUAUGGCAGGAGGUUAUACGGAAGGUUAUUCAAACGGCAUAAGAGUCGGUUUCAACGACGACAUCAGCGCAGGUUCAAUGUCUGUUAGUAAAUACCAAUCAUCAACCACUUCCGUGGAGGUGUCAUGGACGGGAUUUAGAUCAGAUAUUGACAUAAUUGACUACAUAAUUGGCAUAAGUAGCCACGACAAUAUUAUAACAAAUGAUACCCGUAAAUGUACAAUGUUUUACAGAAAUAUCACGGAAUAUGAUAUUUCUGAAUUAACAAGUGUUAACAAAAAUGAGUACAAGAAAGUGAACGGUCUCAGUCUCAGCCACGGAGACACAUUCUAUGUUACAGUCAUUGCCAAAGACGAAGCCGGAAUGUGCAUCGGCAUAACAAGUGAACAGAUUCUUGUUGAUACCUCUCCACCGAAUAAAGGCUCCAUCUUUGUUAACAACAUCCUAAGUCAGACUGUGCUCUUUGCAGACUCAAGCUCUGAAAUACAUAUAAGAUGGACCAACUUUACAGAUAAAGAAUCUGGAGUGAUGAAAACAAAAGUUUUUCUAUUCCAAUGCAAGGCUUGUGGUAUUGCAGACGUAUCAAACUCAGAUUGUUUUGUUAUAGGCGAUAAUACGGUAGAAAAUGAUGAUAAAACCGCUUUCUAUGAACUUGAGCUGGAUUCAGAAAGUGUUUAUUACGUUGUUUUGAAUUUUACAAAUGGAGCUCAGUUGGUAACGCAUGUACAAAGUGAAUCAAUUUUAAUUGAUACCAGCGGUCCGUUACCCGGAAAGGUUAAAAUUGCCAAGAACUGGUACUCUGUUGACACAUUCCAGUAUUCUACAUCUGAACUGCGUGGGUUAUUGGCAAUAGCAUCAACGUCCGAAGAUUAUGUAUGCCCGACACAAAAGCACUACUUUCCAGUGAAUGUUGACACCGAGUUUGGAACAUUUUCUGAUGAUUUUAGUACAGACUUUGUUGCCGUAAAUCGUUCCGGAGCUUUCCUCGGUAUUGGUUACAAUGCAGACCUGACUGAAAUAACUAAGUCAAGCAUUGUUUCAGAUCCACUUCCGCUACAACGAGGCAAUUAUUCUUUCACUGCCCGGAUUGCGACAGGAGAAAACAUUAUAACAACAGUCGCUCUUAUAACAGAUAGUGUCGCUGUCCCAUUUAACAUAGAUGAAAAACCUGUAGAAGUUGAAUUUGAUGAAAGCGUCUUUGAAAAUAUGACUGGACUUGAAGCCCCAGAAACAAAUGUCACCGACACUUUAAACAUAACUUCAACGGUACCAACUAUAACUACAAGAAAGGCUGGAGCUUUUGUACCUACUAAUACAAAUGCGUCAAAUACGGACACUAAUUUUGAUAAUGACGAAUACGGGUUUGGAAUUCAUUUUCUCGGAUAUAAAAUUGCAGCAAAUAAAAAUUGGCACCAUCAAUUUUGGGCUCGGAAUAAGUUUACCAGUAUACAAAGAUGGUUCAGUGUACCAUUUGAUCCUUCUUCGGAGAACCAUAGAUAUACUGUUCUAGUGGAAAAGAAAUCGGAAUAUCUAGAAACAACUUUAGAUCUUACAUUAAUUGUUGAUGGUGAGGAAAUUAUAAACAUUGCAGGUUUCAAAUUCUAUGGCGACAUGAAAAUAUCAGCACUUACUUGGAACGAAGACGGAUACAAACCCCCAAUAGAAAAUGUUUACCACCCUUUCUACAGCGACGCUAUAAUUAAUAAGAUAGAUAUACCGGACGAAAAAGAUAAAAUGUGUCGACACGGACGAGGAUUUUAUGACGAGGAGAGCAGCGUCAAAGAGAUUUGGCUAGGAGUGUCUGACAGUAAAUUUGAAUUUGGUAACGUCGUUUCACUUUCACAUUAUAAGACAUUUUGUUAUCCUUGCAAGGGUCUAUGUCAAAGUCUUUGCAAACAGCCAUGUUCAUACGAGCGGCUUUCUGGUGGCUUUGAUCUUAUUCCUCUUGAAGUUAAUGGACUGAACAUGGAAUCUCCGAACAUAGAAGAUACGUGCAGUAAUGUUACCAGUGAUUCACAGUGUAACAGUACAGCAUACUACAUCAACGUGAAAGUUGUCAAUUUCGCUGGUAUAGAAUCGUUAGCUUAUUCUAAUGCAAUACAAAUUGAUCUUACACCACCAGAAUGUGAAUAUGUGAAAUGUCUAGAUCCUGACUACAGUGAAGACGAACCAACCAAACAUUUAGGGUCUAGUUCCAAUAUUGGUGCGUAUUGGAAUUGCUCCGAAGAUGUAAGUCAGAUAGAAAAUUACGCUGUACGUAUAUUUGAUUCCUCCAGCAAUCAAACGGUAAUGAACAGUACUUCAGUUGGUCUAAAGACAAAGACUGGAUUCAAAUUAGGGAAUGGAACGUUCAAAGACGGUAAAAACUAUACCGUAGAAGUAACAACAGUAAAUACUGCCGGUCUUUCGGUGAUGACAAGCUGUCAAGUACAAGUAAGUCUUUAUCCGCCAGAUACAUCGGGGGCAGGGACAAAACCGUUAUAUACAGAAGCCUCGGAUACACCAGCUGAUGAGGAUACGCCCUACUGGACCUCGUCACAGACAGAAAUAGGAAUAGAAUGGCAAGGUGGAAACUCCCAAAUAGAAUAUUAUGAAUGGCAAAUUGGAACGUUGAAAAAUGGAAGAGAUGUAUUUCCACCAGUGAAAGUCGGUCAAAAAAUGGUCGGUUCGUCCGCUAUUGUUCACGGAAAACUUGAAUUCGACAAAAAGGCAAUAAAUAAAUCGGUGGCAGAAUUUAGAAACAUGUCAGGUAUGACGCCGGAAGAAAUCCAAAAUCUGACAGGAACAAACGAAAGAGAAAAGUCUUUCUUCAAUAUGGAACCAGGGCGGUGUAUUCACCAGUCACUGUAUGCCAUAGGUUAUUCCCACCUAAAAAGUAAAAUUCAAGGGAAAACUGUUUGUGUAAAACGCAGGAAUGAUAUAUUCUUAAACGGGACUAUGAAGAAAGUGAAAGCUUCCAAAUCAAAGUCGUCAGAUACUUGGAGCCUAAACGUUGUUACUGAACCGCAAAUUGUGAUAGAUGCUACUCUGGUAGCUGGAGGUUUAGGCUUAGGAACAUUAACAAAAACUGAUCUGUCCAACGACUAUGGCAGUGCGGCUACAGCUGAUUAUAAACCAUUCAUAGCGGAUCCAGAGACUACCUUUUAUCAAACUUCAAGACUUCUAAGAAACAGGAUCCGGAAACUGUGUAACAUGACAUUUUAUGUAUCACCAUCUCCGUUGGUUGAAUACGAAAGGAUAGGUAUCAAUGUCACCGUACCUAAAGGUUGUGAGAAAGAUCCCGAUUAUCAACCUGCUUUGAUGUACUGGGACAAUGUAAAUGAGCAAUGGGUUCAUAUAGAUGAAGGCUGCAGAGAUUAUCUCACGGCAGUUAUGUCUUCCGACAUAUACCAAGCAGAGUUGUGUAAGAAAAAUAAAGAGACAAACACUUUGACAAAAAGAGCAUCGACUGCAACAUUACAAACUCCCAAAGAUUUCACUUUAGUCCAGAUAAACCGAAAAUUUCCAAAUAAUCCACCGACAAUCAUAACUGAAGUGGUACAUUUUCUUGAAGAUACUUCGGACGAAGUAUUAAUCCAAACUGUAGAUCUGGAAAACGAUACACUUCUAUUCGAGAUAACAGAAGAUCCGACAUCAAUGGACUGUGAAAUAACCCAAAAUUCAAGCGGCAAACUCAAUUGCACGCCUUUUGAAGAUUUUUAUGGUACGGAUUAUAUUAAAGUAAAAAUAACGGAGACUGGACUGCCACCCUUUGAAGAAGCUUUAGUUUAUGAAAAAUUGAUUACGAUAAAUGUAUCAGGAAUUCCAGAUAAAACAGAUAGGUAUUUUAAAGAUCCAAAUGGAACGGUACAUUCGGACAUACGACCGUCUAUGACCAAGGUCUUUACUGUAAAUGCAAAUCGGUCAUCAUUUUUCAGUGCUGGAAAGAUUUUGUUAGCAGACGUAGACGGUAAUGAAGUGUUUACGGUGCACGAGAGUUUCGAGAAGCUUGGUAAUUCAACCUUCACGUUGUCAGCUACAGACAUUUUAACGAUUCAACUCGACAAUGUGACUUCAAGAACAUACCGAAGUUUAGAAGCAUACGAUGUCGGGUUCAAGUUUUCUCCGGAGGAAAGCGGCAAUAUGAGUCUUAAAUUCAUUGCACGAACAGCGGACGGUCGUUACACACCAUCUAUGACAGUUGAGCUGUAUGUUCUUGAAAAUCCUUGCAUAUAUGGUCACUGCAGUCCCUUGGGGAAUGUCGGAUGUGACGACAUAAAACGCUCUACGUCAUUUGCAGACUUCAAGUGCGUGUGUAACCCUGGAUAUGAGGGCGAAUGGUGCCAGACUGAAACAAACGAAUGUCAGUGGGAGCCUUGUGCAUUAAUGUUUGACUGUGAAGAUUUGAUAAACGCUUACAAAUGUAACAUCAACAUACCUAAGCUCAUGGCUAUUCUGAUAUGUUCCAUAAUUGCAAUUGGAGGAGCUUCAUUCUUGGCGUGGAAGCUGAUCAAAAGAUUCGGUCUGUAUACGGUGAACAAAGUAACCCCGAGCAGGGUCGACUUAAAGGAAUUUGAGUUCAAUGAGACUUUUGAGAUGGACGAGGAACGACCUACAACCAGUGGUUCAAUCUUGCUCGAACCGGCUAUGCCCAGCACCCCUGCACCAUCCACAUCCAUUGGGUCAUUCCGGCUAAAAUCUGAUGGUGACGAUAUUGCUGCGGUAACGUCAUUUACAAAAGCUCCAGGAAUGAUGCUUCCACCACAUCAUGCCUUUAGACCCAAAGGAUUUGGACCUUCAAAGAUGGUGUUUAAGACUGGUAAACUCCACGAAGACAUUUUGAAACCAAAGGAUCUGGAUAAAGCAGACGAAAGAGACGUGUCGUCACAGUCAUCCGUUGAAACAUCCAAUAGGUCAGUGAAUGGUGACCUCCAAGAUUCAAUUCCGGAAGCAGAGAAGAUGGAUGACGCACAGAGAGGGAGCGUAUCGUCGCUGUCAUUCACUGAAUCACCGGCUCGAUCGGUGACUGAUGAUUCUGCCAGCGGCAUCACUAAGAUUGAUGUUUAGCGCGUGGGAGCAUGCUACUAUUGAAGGCUUUCUUUACCUGUAAAGGACAUGUUUUUUUUUACCUUUUUCAUUCUUUUUUUUAAUUUUAAUCCUGAUCUUUUUUACUUAUUAUUAAGUUAGUAUUUGAUCCAUAUCAAUCCAAUGUGGAGAGAUGUAUGUGAUUUGGAUGUAAAAACAUUGAAAUCUUUUCUGCUCUGAAAGAUAAACACAAUAUUUUGCAGCCAUAAAAUUAACAAACUUUAUUGAGCUGAACACAAUUGCAUUUUGCAUGUAUAUACGCGCUGAUGAGUUAGUUUUGAUAAAUCUGUAAGAUAAAGUGUUUCUAUCUUUUUGCUACCUGUAGUGAUGCAAGUACAGUCAAAACUUAUUUUGUGCUCACCUUUUCUGUGUGUAGAGCCAUUGCGUUUUUUCUUCUUUUUUGAAAAAAAAAGAUUGUAUAAGAAACAUUGUUACAAGUCUAAACAAGUCGCCUUUAUCAAAUAAAGAUAUUUUGGUAGAGACUAUUCAUAUGUUCCUAUAGUAAUUCUAUAAGCCUGGUAAAGGCGCGUAUUUUCACAUGUCAAAAGAGUUUAUUGAUCGCUCGACACCUUUUAAUUUGACAACUCGCAUACUGUAUUACGUUACUGCUUGUGGCCGCAGAAUGUUUGAAUUUCAGCUCUGUUUGAUGGAACUACAUAUAUCAUUCAUUACAUUAUACAUUUGCAGUUUAAAUUCAAAGUGAUACAAAAUUACAAAAUAUAUUCGGCAACACUCUUUCUGCAAACUACUGUUUGACAUUUGCAAAAUAACAACACUUCAAUGAAAUUGAAUUAAAAAUAAUUGUUGGCACAAGACAUAUUUACAUAACAUACUGAAGGUUUUAAUGUAGCUGAAAUAAAAAAAUAGAAAGAAUUAUGUGCGCAUGAAUACGGUUCCCAUAAACUUGUUGAUAAACCCACUUAUCAUUAGAGUUCAUUUUUGAUUUCUAUUAUAAAAUGCUUCUAUAAGUAUUGUUUUCUGUCUGCCUUGUCUUGCAGCUUAUAGCAACAAAAUAUUUACUUCUUGAAAUAAAGCUUCUUGUUAUUCA